GGGGUGGUACAAUGUUGCGCUGCGAGGUCCUCCUGCACUCAGAGGACGCAUGAGAGCUGAGGAUAGUCGGAGCAAACGGAAGCAAAGUUGGUGUUAAAGUCAGUCUACCUCCCAGAGUGACCAUGAGAGUCCUCCUCCUCAUCUGCAUGCCAGUUCUGCUGCUCGCCCAGGCUCAGUACCAGGAACCCUUUCCUUUUCUGGAGGACUAUGGGCCGGAUUAUUUUCAAGAGUCUGAAAAUCCCGAAUCUCUUCCUGGAACCUACCAACAACAGGUUCGACUGGAGCCAGUGGUCCGUCCAGAAAAAUCAGAGUCCGAAGUGGAGACGGAGCCCACAGAGCCUGGCCCUCUUGAUUGCAGAGAGGAGCAGUAUCCCUGCACCAGGCUUUAUUCUGUUCACAAGCCAUGCAAGCAGUGCCUGAACAGCCUCUGCUUCUACAGUUUGCGACGGGUGUACGUCAUCAACAAGGAGGUUUGCGUGAGGACUGUGUGUGCACAUGAAGAGCUGCUCAGAGCGGACAUGUGUCGUGAUCAGUUCUCUCGCUGCGGCGUGGCAGCGCUGAGCGGCCAGUGUUCAUCAAUAGGAGGAAGCUGCGGGAAGAGCUGCGGUGGCUGCUGAUUGAGUACAGAGUUCAGGGACACUACCUGCCCAGAUACUGCCGCUUUUUCUUCCACCCAUCCACAUCCUCUUCCUGCUCCCACCUCUCCUGCCUUUUGACUCUUCCUCUACAACUUAUUACUCCUGUGCGAAAAGCACUUUUCUGUCGUGUUUAUCUUUGUCUCGUCUGCCCAGUUGAUCCUGUGUGUAUGGAUGAGUAUUCUCCAAAGAACAUUGAUGAUUGUAUAGAUCACUGGUGCUAUAAAAUCACCACACUGGUGCUAUAAAAACUAUUAGAGAAGCACAUUAAAACUGCGGAACAUCUUUUUUCUAUUUUUGUUUUUGGCAUAUUGUACCGUAUUAAUCUCAUGCUUUGUGUUUGUUAAUGUUACUGUACUGAAAAGCAGUGUAAUGAUGAUCAACUCAUCAGUGGUGCCCACUGGGCACUGACAUCAGACAAACCUAAUCAUUAUCCAGCCAUGGUAGAUCAUGACAUGUGUAGUGAGUGACCUCAGUUUUUGUACUACUGCCACCUGGAUCUGUGCUUAGCAACCAAGCAGCAAGCUUAUAUCAAUAUAUUCCAGUGGCAACAAGUGCUUUAAAAAGGCAUCUCGCAAACAGCCUCUGUACUACUGCUUUGUAAAACUGUCACUAUAAAGACUGAGAAAAAUAAAUAAACUUUUUUUUUUACUACA
Messenger RNA from Cottoperca gobio, 1291 nucleotides. It is a transcript of the gene mfap2, whose product is annotated as microfibril associated protein 2. NCBI's taxonomy places the organism in Eukaryota, Metazoa, Chordata, Actinopteri, Perciformes, Bovichtidae. Gene Ontology annotation, biological process: embryonic eye morphogenesis. Bases 123 to 617 code for a protein of 164 amino acids. The transcript has 9 exons. The record is from RefSeq and is a predicted model, not a curated record. Gene Ontology annotation, cellular component: microfibril.